Messenger RNA from Debaryomyces tyrocola, 2682 nucleotides. NCBI's taxonomy places the organism in Eukaryota, Fungi, Ascomycota, Pichiomycetes, Serinales, Debaryomycetaceae. The record is from the annotation of a GenBank genome assembly.
AUGAUCGAAGAUAAAAUAACAGCAUUUCCUAAUGGAAAUUCAUUUGUUAGAUAUCAUCCAGCUAUUGAAAAGUUAGUGAUUGGAAAUAGUGAAGGCUUAAUUAAAAUUUUCAACAUUAAUGAACCCGAUUUAGAACCAGUAUCAAUUGACAUAAACGAAAACUUGACGUCUUUAUCAUUCCAUUCAAACUCGUUGUUAGUAACUAAUACAGCAGGUAAUCUUGAACUUAUUAACUUGAACGAAAAUGAAUCAAAAGGUACGAUUUACAGAUCAGAAUUGCCUUUAAGAGAUUCAGUUUUUAUCAACGAAGGAAAGAGACUUCUAUGCGGUGGAGAUGAUAAUAAAUUGGUCUUGAUAGAUAUGCUAAAUGACAAAUCGGUUUCUACGUUGCCUAUACCAGAUCAGUUGCUAAAUAUGGCGUAUAAUGUGACCGGAGAAAUAUUGUCAUUAAGUUUAUCGAAUGGGAAUAUUCAAAUUUAUUCAGUCAUCAACGAAGUUCCAAAUUUAACCGAAACUAUAACCAGCAUACUUCCAGUUAAGAUUAAUAGCUCAUUGGAUACAAUCGACUACAUUGGAGAGAACAAUGAUGAAUUGAUAUCUACUAAGACUCAAUGGUCAUCAAAUGGCGAGUCCUUGUUAAUACCCACUUCUUCCAAUUCGAUUAAGGUUUAUGAUAGAUCAAGCUGGACUGAUUUUGUUACAGAAUUUAAGUUAGAUCAUUCGGAUGUUCGCAUAGUUGAUUUUGAACUUAGUCCAAAUAAUAAACACCUUGCAGUUUGUUACACGGACUUAACAUUAAAGGUAUUUGAUUUUAAUUCCAAGAAGCUACUUAAGGAUGUCAAGCUCGAACUUCAAGAUGGGCACUACCCAACGAACUUGAUUUGGAGUGAAAUUCCAAGAUCAUCUAAUUAUAAUUUGUGCAUUGGUACUACUAAUGGAUGCAUUGUUACAUACAGUGAUUUGGUAGGUAAAGAUUCUGAAGCUAUUUCUGGAAACUUGUUUUUGGAUGAAGCGGAAGAAUCAGAUGCCAAUAAUACAGAUGACUUGUUCAACGAUUCUGAUGAUGAACAAGCACUUGCCAAACCAAAUGGCAUAUUGCACGAAGAAGACUCUUUGGUGAUUGAUCAAGAUGAUGAAGACGAAGACGAUAAUAAUGAAAUGCCAGAUUACUAUAAUAAAGAUGUUGAUUCAUAUUUAGAUGAAAGACGUUCCAAUAAGCGUUUCAAAUUGAAUGGGAGUAAAUAUAAAUCUCCUUCACCAUAUAUAUCUGAUCGUGCCUCUGAAAAUAAGGAAUUAGAGUUGCAACCGUAUUCACCGGGAUCUACGCCUUGGAGUCAGAGCCAAAACAAAUCAUUAUCAGACACAGAUAGAAGAUACUUAGCAAUGAACUCUAUUGGUUACAUUUGGUCAGUUAAAACUGCGUCAAAUCCAGAGAACUUAAAUCAGCAAAGUAUAACUAUUUCGUUUUUCGAUAGAUCCAUAAACAAAGACUAUCAUUUCAUAGAUUAUUAUCAGUAUGAUUUAUGUUCGAUGAAUGAAAGAGGUGUUUUAUUGGCAUGUUCUGGGUAUAAAGAUAAAACUGGUAAGUUAGGUGGGAAAGUAUUCUAUAGAUUCCAUGAUACAGUUCAGGAUUCAUGGGAAAGAAAUAUUCCUUUAUUGAAAGAUGAAUUCGUUACUUCAGUUAGUUUAACCAAUAAUUCAAGAAUUGAGAAUGACUAUAGUGAUGCCUUAAUUAUAAUUGGUACCAAUUUUGGCUAUGUUAGGUUUUUUAAUUUGCAUGGCCUUUGCAUCAACUUGAUAAAAACGCCUCCAGUAGUAACAUUAAUGGCUUCAUCCAGCUCAAUUAUAUUCAUGGUUAAUCAAAUCUCACCUAACGUAUACACAUAUUCUAUAAUUGAUGUCAAUCAAGAUUACAAAUUUAUCCAACAAGAUGUUUUAUUACCACUUAAAAAGUGUACAAAGCAUCCAAAACUUCCACUUAUAAAGGGGAUUUUUUUUAACGAAUAUAAUGAUCCUUGUUUGGUUCCAGGUAUAGACGACACGGUGCUCAUUUUAUCGACAUGGCGUGAAACUAAUAAUGCCAAGUGGAUUCCUAUUCUUAAUUGUAAAGAGGUUAUUACCGAAAAUGGAACCAGUGAAUCUAAGAAGAAUUGGAAAUGUUGGCCAUUAGGUUUAUAUAAAGAUCAAUUAAAUUGUUUGAUAUUGAAAACUGACAACCAAUACCCGGGAUUUCCAUUACCAUUACCAAUCGAGUUAGAUAUAAAACUACCAGUAACUAAUGGUAGGUCUAAGGAGAACGAAAUUAAUGGCGGCACAGAUGCAUCAAACAAUGAAGAUGAUGCUCAAGAAACGUUCUUACGUGCAUCUACUAUGGGAAGAAUAGUUAGCGAUUCAUUGAAUGAUGGAGAAAAUGAAGAAUUCAACGACGAAAUUUUAGAAAGAUUACAGAAUUACAGUAUGAUAUUCGAUAAGUCAUUAUUGAAAUUAUUUGCGUCUGCAUGUCAAGAGUCAAGAUUAAACAAGGCAUUAAGUAUUGCAAAAUUAAUCAAGAACGACAAAGCCUUAAUGGCCGCGUCUAAAAUUUCCGAAAGAUUGGAAUUUUUGAAUCUAGCAAGCAAGAUAAGCAAAUUAAGAGAAGACCUAGUCAAUUUGAGUGAAGGUGAAGACGACAAUGAGGACUAA